ACCACCACGACCACGACUACGACCGCUACAACCGCCACAACAACCAGGCAUUUCAGCUACUUGUUCAUCAUGAAGCUGAACCUGUUUCCUCUCCAGUGUCUUAUAGGUGUCGUGGCUCCAGUCGCUCUGUCGCUCCGAUUAGCACCGAUCCCUGUCAAGAUCAACAAGACAUGGUCUGAUGCGCAGACGUACUGCAGGAGUUCGUACUACGACCUGGCUGUAGCUAAAACCCCAAAUGACUGGGUGAAGCUCACAAACACAUUAGCAAAACACGCCAUAACGGGGCCCAUCUGGAUGGGACUGAACACCAACUUCAACACCUGGCGCUGGUCCAUGAACGAACUUCCCUUAAACAAUAUAACUCUGAGAAAGUGGGGCGGUGGAGAACCCGACAAUUCUAACGGCCAUGAGUGGUGCGUUGCGAUAGACAAGUAUGGCCUGUGGUGGGACGCAGAUUGCAGAUGGGCAACAACUUUUGUGUGUUAUGAUGCUGUUACCAAAACGUUUGUAGGUGUGAACAUUUUGAAGAACUGGAGCAUCGCUCAGACGUACUGUAGACAGCAUCACACAGACCUGGCCAGCGCACUCACCGUCUCAGAUAACAACCAGAUCAUGCAGAUUACAUUGUCCCUGGGCUUCUCCUGGUUUGGUCUCUACAGGGAUGACUGGAAGUGGGUGGAUGGGACCAAAGUGGAUCAUCUCCUGUGGCAGGAUCCUCUUCCUGAUAACGCUGUUCGCUUUGAAAACUGUGGGACGUUUAACGGUGGAAAACUUGACGAUAAACAGUGCAGCAACAAUUACUGCUUUGUCUGUGAUUUAAUUCCGGUGGUACAAGACGUGGUGAAGCUGUGGGUGAAGGCUGAUGAAAGCGUGUUGGAUCCUGCUGUGCAGGCGGCUAUUUUACAGCAGUUACGCCAGAAAGUUAAUGCAAACUUCACCGUGUCCUGGAGACUUCAGCCGGACGGGAAAGUCUUCCACAAGGUCCCGGUUCCUUAAAGUGACUGGAACAGGAAGCGCGUUGAAAAGAUCAUCGUCAUUCUGAUCAAAGCGAAGAUCUGAUCAACAAACAUCUGAGUUUUCUUGACAUGAGAUUAGUGAUGAGUUAAUAACCGUGUAUCAUAUAAUCCUCACAUCAUGUUCUCCAUUUAACUGUCUCCAUGUUCUCAAUUUCUUUCCUACAUUUAGGCAUUGAAGGUUGUGUUUUCUAAUAUUUAAAGAACUAA
Molecule: messenger RNA, 1223 nt
Organism: Silurus meridionalis
Lineage: Eukaryota; Metazoa; Chordata; Actinopteri; Siluriformes; Siluridae
Exons: 7
Coding region: 70-996 (308 amino acids)
Source: RefSeq, a predicted model, not a curated record